Messenger RNA from Gossypium raimondii (Peruvian cotton), 610 nucleotides. RefSeq lists its product as uncharacterized. The transcript has a single exon. Gene Ontology annotation, biological process: iron-sulfur cluster assembly. NCBI's taxonomy places the organism in Eukaryota, Viridiplantae, Streptophyta, Magnoliopsida, Malvales, Malvaceae. The coding region runs from base 133 to 408 and encodes 91 amino acids. The record is from RefSeq and is a predicted model, not a curated record.
AUCUGUUUUUUUGAGGCGGAGCAUGAAGAUUCUGUGUUUUCCACGGUAUAACUUGAGAAAACGCAGUCUCUCAACUCAUUCUCUCUUUCUUCUCUGUGAUAAAAGUAAGAUCUUAAAAAAAUAGAAAAGCAAAUGGCCGCGUCGGGGGCAGGUGUGCCGAUGAGAAGAGAGGUUCUUCAGCUUUACCGUUCACUGCUGCGAGUGGCGCGUCAGUUCUGCGACUACAACAUAAGGGAGUACUCUAAACGUCGGACCAUGGAUGCGUUUCGAGACAACAAGAACUUACGCGACCCUUCUCAGCUGUCCGCCGCUUUCUCCCACGGUAAAGCUCAGUUGGAAGUUGCCAAAAGACAAUCUCUCCUCUAUUCCCUCUAUCCUCCAAAGGUCAAAAGCAUCAUGGAUUUUUAAACCCUCUUCUUAACCAUAUACAUACUUAUAUCACUAUUUCUAGCUCCUUAAGAAAAGAAUAAACUUUGAUUUAUUGAGAGAAUAAAUUGAGUUCUUUUAGCGCAUGAUUUUAUUUUUUUAUUUUUAUAGUUAUGUAAUAAACAGUCUGGGAUGACAUGUGGGGUUCUCUUUUUAUUUUAUGCUUUUCCUUCUUGUUGUUGAA